Messenger RNA from Mesoplodon densirostris (Blainville's beaked whale), 2552 nucleotides. RefSeq names its product fibulin 5 (gene FBLN5). The coding region runs from base 395 to 1741 and encodes 448 amino acids. Gene Ontology annotation, molecular function: calcium ion binding. The record is from RefSeq and is a predicted model, not a curated record. NCBI's taxonomy places the organism in Eukaryota, Metazoa, Chordata, Mammalia, Artiodactyla, Ziphiidae. The transcript has 11 exons.
GCAGACGCCCCAAGAUUGUUGUGAGGCGUCUAGCCAGUUGGUGAGUGCUGUAAUCUGAACCAGCUGUGUCCAGACUGAGGCCCCAUUUGCAUUGUUUAACAUACUUAGAAAAUGAAGUGUUCAUUUUUAACAUUCCUCCUCCAAUUGGUUUAAUGCUGAAUUACUGAAGAGGGCUAAGCAAAACCAGGUGCUUUCUCUGUCAGCACUCCAGUGGCUCGGAGGACCCAGGCUCUCCCCUUGUCCUCUCCUCGCCUCGCUCGUCCCCCCUGGAAUAAAAGUAUCGGCGAGCCCCACAGGCCCAGAGGAGGCCGAAGUUCAGGAACUGCUCCGAGGGUCCCGCGCUGAGAGCUCUCCAUCUUUUCCCCCUUGCUUCUCCUGCCCACGCAUCUUGGACAUGCCAGGAUUAAAAAGGAUACUCACUGUGACCAUUCUGGCUCUCUGUCUUCCAAGUCCUGGGAAUGCACAGCAACAAUGCACUAACGGCUUUGACCUGGACCGCUCAUCAGGACAGUGUCUAGAUAUUGAUGAGUGCCGGACCAUCCCUGAGGCCUGCCGAGGAGACAUGAUGUGUGUUAACCAAAACGGCGGGUAUUUAUGCAUCCCCCGAACAAACCCAGUGUAUCGAGGGCCCUACUCCAACCCCUACUCCAACCCCUACUCAGGUCCGUACCCAGCAGCUGCACCCCCGCUGUCAGCUCCAAACUACCCCACGAUUUCGAGGCCUCUCAUGUGUCGCCUUGGAUACCAGAUGGAUGAAGGCAACCAGUGUGUAGACGUGGACGAGUGUGCAACGGAUUCCCACCAGUGCAACCCUACCCAGAUUUGCAUCAACACAGAAGGAGGGUAUACCUGCUCCUGCACUGACGGCUAUUGGCUGCUCGAAGGCCAGUGCUUAGACAUUGAUGAAUGUCGCUAUGGCUACUGUCAGCAGCUGUGUGCGAAUGUUCCUGGAUCUUAUUCUUGUACGUGCAACCCUGGUUUCACCCUCAACGAGGAUGGAAGGUCUUGCCAAGAUGUGAACGAGUGUGCAACUGAGAACCCCUGCGUGCAAACCUGCGUCAACACCUAUGGCUCUUUCAUCUGCCGCUGCGACCCGGGAUAUGAGCUUGAGGAUGAUGGAGUUCAUUGCAGUGAUAUGGACGAGUGCAGCUUCUCUGAGUUCCUCUGCCAACAUGAGUGUGUGAACCAGCCUGGCACGUACUUCUGCUCCUGCCCAGCUGGCUACAUCCUGCUGGAUGACAACCGAAGCUGCCAAGACAUCAACGAGUGUGAGCACAGAAACCACACGUGCAUCCUGCAGCAAACUUGCUACAAUUUGCAAGGGGGCUUCAAGUGCAUUGACCCCAUCCGCUGCGAGGAGCCUUAUCUGCGGAUCAGCGAUAACCGCUGUAUGUGUCCCGCUGAGAAUCCUGGCUGCAGAGACCAGCCCUUCACCAUCUUGUACCGGGAUAUGGACGUGGUGUCUGGACGCUCUGUUCCUGCUGACAUCUUCCAAAUGCAAGCAACGACCCGCUACCCUGGGGCUUAUUACAUUUUCCAGAUCAAGUCUGGGAAUGAGGGCAGAGAAUUCUAUAUGCGGCAAACAGGCCCCAUCAGUGCCACCCUGGUGAUGACACGCCCCAUCAAAGGGCCCCGGGAAAUACAGCUGGACUUGGAAAUGAUCACUGUCAACACCGUCAUCAACUUCAGAGGCAGCUCUGUGAUCCGACUGCGGAUAUACGUGUCUCAGUACCCGUUCUGAGCCCUGGGCUGGAGUCUCUGACACUGCCUCUCAACAGCACCAAGGGACAGGAGAAGCGGAGAGACCAGAGGGAGAAUGAGAGCGAGAAAGACGCGAUGCCCUUCCUGCUGAAUCUCUCCUGGGGAGUCAGCCCCGAGUCCCGACCACGCCUGUAUUAUUAUAAACCCCGUCACUUUGAAGGACAUGCUUCCCCAGUUGCUAUGACACAGUUAUCAAAAAGCAUUAUCAUUGGCACCCUAACCCGAGAUCGACGGUGAUUUUUCAAGGCCUUCAGUUUAUUUCCAUAUUUUUCAAAGAAAACAGAUUAGGUUGGCUGGGGUCUGAGUCCACGUUCAAAAACUGUGAACCGCUUCCUCUCACCUCCUCCAGGCCUUCUUUCUAUCUCUUCCCUGAUUGCUUCUUUGCCAAGGCCCAAAAUGCUCCUGGGGAUGCUGGGUGUAGCUAGCUUGCUUCUUGCAUGUACAGAGAAGGCUAUGGGAAGAAACCACAGCAGGAUCUAAGGGUUUUUAAAGAGUCUAUUUCAAAGCCAUGUCUGGUAUUUUCAUCCAUAAAAGAAGUUUUAGUUGUCCUUAAAUCUGUAUAACUGUUUAAUCCUUUCUUGUUCAUUUGAGUAUUUUUUUUUUUAAUCCACGGUAGAAUUCCUUCAAAAGGCCUUAAGGCACAUGUUAUGGUCUGUCUUCCCAAACCCAGUCUCCUCUCCAUUUUAGCCCAACGUUUUCUUUGAGGACCCCUUCAUCAUGCUUUCUUUAGAAUUUUUACACAACUGGGUUGGAAGGCAGAUGUCUCCAAACUGAUUAAAUAUUUGAAGAGA